Torulaspora delbrueckii is the source of this 1221-nucleotide messenger RNA. RefSeq names its product proteasome regulatory particle base subunit RPT6 (gene RPT6). The record is from RefSeq and is a predicted model, not a curated record. Gene Ontology annotation, biological process: proteasome-mediated ubiquitin-dependent protein catabolic process. The transcript has a single exon. Gene Ontology annotation, cellular component: proteasome regulatory particle, base subcomplex. The coding region runs from base 1 to 1221 and encodes 406 amino acids. Gene Ontology annotation, molecular function: ATP hydrolysis activity; ATP binding; proteasome-activating activity. NCBI's taxonomy places the organism in Eukaryota, Fungi, Ascomycota, Saccharomycetes, Saccharomycetales, Saccharomycetaceae.
AUGGCAGCUGUUGCAAAGUCGUCUAAGACCACCCUAUUGAAUACACAUGACAGUGGUAUUAGGCCGUAUUUUGAGCAAAAAAUUCAGGAAGCUGAAUUGAAGAUACGUUCCAAGACUGAUAAUCUACGUCGUCUAGAAGCUCAGAGAAACACACUUAAUGACAAGGUGCGGUUUAUUAAAGAUGAAUUGCGUCUUUUACAAGAGCCAGGCUCGUACGUUGGGGAAGUUGUUAAAGUUGUGUCCGAUAAGAAAGUACUAGUUAAGGUGCAACCAGAGGGCAAAUACAUUGUUGAUAUCUCCAAGGAUAUCAAUAUCAAGGAAUUGAAACCUUCUCAGAGAGUGUGUUUGAAGAGUGACUCCUAUAUGUUGCAUAAAGUUCUGGAAAAUAAGGCCGAUCCGUUAGUGUCGCUGAUGAUGGUGGAAAAGGUUCCAGAUUCUACCUACGACAUGUUAGGUGGGCUCACGAAACAGAUCAAGGAGAUAAAAGAGGUUAUCGAAUUACCGGUGAAACACCCGGAACUUUUCGAGAGUCUUGGGAUUACACAACCCAAGGGUGUCAUCCUCUAUGGUCCUCCCGGGACCGGUAAGACAUUGCUGGCCAGAGCCGUAGCACACCACACAGAUUGUAAGUUCAUCAGGGUGAGCGGUGCCGAACUAGUGCAGAAAUACAUCGGUGAAGGUUCCCGUAUGGUGCGUGAACUGUUCGUGAUGGCUAGAGAACACGCACCCUCAAUCAUAUUCAUGGAUGAGAUUGAUUCUAUUGGUUCCAGCCGUGUAGAAGGUUCCGGGGGAGGUGACUCCGAAGUCCAAAGAACCAUGCUGGAGUUGCUGAACCAACUGGAUGGUUUUGAGACCUCUAAAAAUAUUAAGAUCAUCAUGGCUACAAACAGACUCGAUAUACUGGACCCUGCGCUGCUCAGGCCGGGGAGAAUCGACAGAAAGAUCGAAUUUCCUCCACCAACGGUUGCAGCAAGAACCCAAAUCCUCCGCAUUCAUUCCAGAAAGAUGAAUCUCACUCGUGGUAUAAACCUGCGCAAGAUCGCCGAGAAGAUGAAUGGCUGUUCAGGUGCAGACGUGAAAGGUGUCUGUACAGAAGCGGGCAUGUAUGCACUACGGGAGCGCAGAAUUCAUGUUACCCAAGAAGACCUUGAGCUGGCUGUUGGUAAGGUCAUGAACAAGAACCAGGAAACAGCUAUUUCAGUUGCCAAACUGUUCAAAUAG